AUGCGUGUACUACUGUGUCUAGUCUUAACUUAUUGUUUUAUUAAUGUAAACGCUUUAAAAGUAUUAGUAUACAACCCCUAUAUUGGAGCUAGUCAUCCCUUACUUAUUGGCAAAUUGGCCGAUCAACUGGCUCUUGCUGGUCACGAUGUGGUAAGUUUGCAUCCGUAUCAAAAAAACUAAAUAAAACAUUAUUUUUUAGUUUUAAAAUACGAUCACAGACUUUUUACGUACAUACUAAGUUAAUUACAGUAUAAACAAGAUUUUAUACAAAAAAUGUUAUUUAAAAAAUAUUUUUCAGACAAUUCUGCAACAACUCAUGAUGCCAGCAAAGCAUCCUGGGCACACGAAUGAAACUAUAAAGUUUAUACAAAUUCCGUACGACAAUGAUUACAUAGCAAACCGAGAUAGUACGAAGAAUUGUUGGGGUAAAUCAAAACAUGGAUUUUUUGAUACAUUAAAGGUAAACUUAGCCCUCUCCCUUGCUCCAACCCUGGCCCAAGCCUAAGCCGUAGCACUAGUUUAAGCUCUAGCCCUCGCCCUAGCUCUAACCCUAACUGUAGUUCCAACGCUAAUAAUAGCCCUAGCUCUAUCCAUAGCCUUGGAUUUAGGUUUGACCCUACCCCUACCCGAGAUUUUAGUUCUAACGCUUAUCAUAGCCACAUAAAUCUUUAUGUUAAUAUGCCUAAUAUAAAUUAAUCGGAAACACAAUUUCUAGUUGUACAAAAAGAUGAUAGAAGUGUUUGCCCACUACUGUAGCACGCAACUAAACAACCAAACUUUGAUAUCCCAUCUGAAGUCUCAAAACUUUGAUCUUGGUGUGGCCGAAAAUGUAGAAUGUUGUGGAUUCAAACUAUUCAAUGACAUAGGACUUAAUCGUACUAUACAAGUUGCUGGCACAUCGUUGGCGUUGGAAUUUAGCGCCAAUUUAGGAAUUCCGUCAAUGCAUAGUUUUGUCCCUGACGUUUUUUCUGGAGAGAUCAAAACGUUUGGCCAUAGGCUGAAGAAUCUGUUAUAUACAUUGGGAGUGAAGUUUAUGUUUAUGGGAUUGUUCGAUGAAAGCUACGGAAAAGCUACUGAUGACAAAGAUCUUUAUGUAAGUUUUGAGAGGUGUAAAAAGGAAGAAUGCGUUAGAAUGCAAAACUCAUCCACUUUUUAUUAAAAAUGCGCUUUUUAAUAAGCCUAAUCGAUGAAAGGACGAGGGAAAGCCGUUCGGAACAAUAAAGACCUCCCUUGUCUUUUGAUUGGGUUCCAUAGAAAGCCGAAAAAGCCCUCUUUCUAUUUGUUUCUUCUCAAUUCUCUAUCGUUCCUUUUAAAAAAUAUUAAACAUGCUCAAAUUUUUAGGACUACAUGUACCGUGCAGCCUAUGUCCUAGUCAAUUCGGAUGAGUUCAUAGACUUCCCUCGACCAAUCUCUCACAAAUACAUUAACAUUGGUGGAUAUGGGAUGAGCAAUCUUUUAAAACAAUCCUCGGAAUUACCAGAAAAAUUCCAAAAAAUCUACAGUAAUGCCAAUAAAGGCGUAGUAUACAUGAGUUUUGGCUCUGUAGCCGAAAGUCAAUCAAUGCCAGCUGAACUUAAGAUCACAUUCCUUGAGGCAUUCAAACAACUUCCUGAGGUCGAAUUUUUGUGGAAGUAUGAAAACAAACAUGAUAAAGUAGCGGAAAACUAUAGUAACGUUCACACUUUUACCUGGAUGCCUCAACGUGAAAUUUUGAAAAAUUCAAAAACAUUGGCGUUUAUUACUCACGGUGGAAUGAAUAGUUUAACUGAAGCUACGUUUACUGCCACACCUAUGAUCAGUAUUCCAUUGUUUUCGGAUCAAAAAAGGAAUUCGGCCAUGAUUGAGAGAAAGAAAAUGGGCAUUACUUUGGACAAGAUUACAUUGACUACUGAGAUUUUGGUCGAUGCUUUAAGAAAAAUUAUAUAUGAUGACCAGAGGUAAUUUUUUUAACGUUUAGGCCAUUUUAUGUUUUUUAAAGAAAGUUCUUGUCAUGUUAUGUUUUGUAAAGAAAGUUCUUGCCAUUUCCUGCUUUGUAACAAAAGUUCUUGCCAUUUCGUACUUUGUAAAGAAAGUUCUUGCCCUUCUUUCUUUAACAAACACUAAAAAAUUAAAAAAACCUCAUUUUAGUUACCAAACCAACGCCAAAGAGAUCUCCGAACUAAUAAGAAACAGGCCUGAAAGCCCAGACGACAGACUAUUAAAAGCAGUCGAAUUUGCUGGUCGGUUCGACAUUCACGAACAUCUUGAUCUACCUGGUCGGAAACUGACUCUCAUCCAAUUUUAUAAUAUUGAUGUUUUAGCCACAUUAGCAGCUAGUGUACUAGUUUUAGCUUUAGUAAUACUACUUGUUUUGGCUUUGGCUGUAAAAGUUGUUUUGAAAAUUGUUAGGAGUUUUUUGUAUAAAGAGAAAGUUGAAUAA
Bursaphelenchus okinawaensis is the source of this 2419-nucleotide messenger RNA. Lineage: Eukaryota; Metazoa; Nematoda; Chromadorea; Rhabditida; Aphelenchoididae. The record is from the annotation of a GenBank genome assembly.